Messenger RNA from Adineta steineri, 1623 nucleotides. The record is from the annotation of a GenBank genome assembly. NCBI's taxonomy places the organism in Eukaryota, Metazoa, Rotifera, Eurotatoria, Adinetida, Adinetidae.
AUGUCUUCAUCUAUUCAACGAGUACUUCAAAUUCGAGAUGAAUCUAUUCCUAAAGACAGUUUACUGAAAGAUUCAAAUAUUAAUUCAUCUAUUCUUGAUGUCAGUAAUAUUCCACGUCAAUGUGGCCUUUUAUCAGAUGAUGAACUUAAUAUUACUGAAAAUUAUACAGCUACUCAACUUGUUGCUCUAUUGGCUCAAGGUCAAUUAACCUCUGAACAAGUUAUUCGAGCUUAUAUUAAACGAGCUGGUAUUACUCAUCAAUUGACUAAUUGUGCUACUGAAUUUCUUAGCAAAGAAGCAAUUGACCGAGCUAAAUAUUUAGAUGAAGAAUUUAAACGACGUGGAGGACCUAUCGGAUGUCUGCAUGGUUUACCAAUUUCCACAAAAGACUUGGUAGCUAUGAAAGGUCGAAGAACUAGUGCAGGAUGGAUUAAAUGGCUCGAUAGAAUUGCAGAAGAUGAUGCUCUUAUAUUAAAAAUUCUUUAUGAUGCAGGUGCCAUUUUCUAUGUACGUACGACUCAACCGCAAAGUCUAAUGCAUUUAGAAUGUGAUAGUCCUGUUUAUGGUACUACUAUCAAUCCAUUCAAUCGAAAUCUAUCUAGUGGUGGAAGUUCGGGUGGCGAAGGUGCACUUAUAGCCAUGAAAGGUAGUCCAAUAGGUAUAGGAACUGAUAUUGGCGGGAGUAUACGUGGUCCAGCUAAUAAUAAUGGUAUUUACGGAUUUAAACCAACUAGUUUUCGAUUACCAUUGCAAGGAAUAAUAGCAGAACAAGCAGGAAGAGAAAGUAUUAUUGCUGCAAUUGGUCCACUUGCUCGAGCAAGAGAAGAUAUUAUUCUAUUUGUAAAAACAAUACUCGAUACUGAACCAUGGUUACGAGAUCCAUCACUUGUACCUAUUCCUUGGCGAUCAAUUACAUUAGAUUCGAAAAAUAUAACGAUAGCUGUUAUGUGGGAUGAUAAUGUUGUACAUCCUCAUCCACCUGUAACUCGUGCUCUUCGUGAAACGGUAGAACAUUUGAAAAAAUCUGGAAUACGAAUUAUCGAUUGGGAACCAAUUGAUCAUCAGAAAAGUUGGGAUAUAAUUAGUGCACUUUAUUAUUGUAAUGGAGCUGAAGAAGAACGAAAUGUAAUGGCAGAUGGAAAUGAAAAGCCAUUACCAUUAACUGAAUGGAUUAUUAAUCAACCACAUGUAAAAAAACGAACUUGGACAGAAAUGAAUAAAUUAAUUUCAGAUAGAGAAAUAUAUCGUACUCAAUAUGCGCAAAUAUGGAAUGAACGAGAAACUGUAUGUCAUAGUUCUAUCGAUUGUCUUCUAGCACCAGGUGCUCCAUCAGCAGCUUCUCAACAUGGUACAUCUAGAUGGUGGGGUUAUACGUCUGUAUGGAAUCUUCUUGAUUAUCCGGCUGUUAUUUUUCCUGUAACAGUUGUUGACCCUGUAAAAGAUCAGGUAGAAACUGAUUAUAAACCUAGAAAUACACUUGAUGCUGAUAAUUAUAAUUUGUAUACAUCUCCAACAUCAUAUGCUAAUGCUCCUAUUGGAUUACAAUUGAUUGGACGACGUUACAAUGAUGAAAAAGUAAUGCAAUGCCUCGAAAUAAUCGAACAAGCAAUGGGUAGAAAUUAG